UGUGAAAUUGUCAAUUGUAACAAUUUCUUGAUACAGUGUUAUAGUGUAUUUGAUUCGUUCAUUAAUUUAAACAUAAAAGUGCAUAAAAGCAAAUAAAAAUAAUAGAAUGGCUUCAACUAGUGCCGAUGCCCAAUCAUCGAUAGCCCAAAAAACAUGGGUAAUGGCUAACAAUAUAGAAACUGUAUCCAGUGUUGACGACAUUUAUCGUUACGACAAAAAACAACAACAAGAUAUUUUAGCAGCGAAACCAUGGGAAAAAGAUCCACAUUUUUUCAAAGACAUUAAAAUAUCAGCCCUGGCUUUGUUGAAAAUGGUUAUGCACGCCCGAUCUGGUGGUACUUUAGAAGUCAUGGGACUCCUUUUAGGUAAGGUAGAUGCAAACACUAUGAUUGUGAUGGACUCCUUCGCCUUGCCUGUAGAAGGAACAGAGACCAGAGUUAAUGCACAAGCACAGGCUUAUGAGUAUAUGACAGCUUAUAUUGAAGCAGCAAAGCAGGUUGGUAGACAUGAGAAUGCAAUUGGCUGGUAUCACAGUCACCCUGGCUAUGGUUGCUGGUUAUCGGGUAUUGAUGUGUCCACACAGAUGCUCAACCAGAAUUUCCAGGAACCUUUCGUUGCCAUUGUCAUUGAUCCUACAAGAACAAUCUCAGCAGGAAAAGUUUGUUUGGGUGCUUUUAGAACUUAUCCUAAGGGUUACAAACCAGCCAAUGAAGAACCAUCGGAGUAUCAAACCAUUCCACUCAAUAAAAUAGAGGACUUUGGUGUCCAUUGCAAACAAUACUACUCUUUAGAAGUAUCAUACUUCAAAUCUUCUUUAGACAGAAGGCUCCUUGACAGUCUUUGGAACAAGUACUGGGUGAACACGCUGAGUAGUUCAAGCUUAAUUACAAAUGCUGAUUAUACAACUGGGCAGAUAUUUGAUCUUUCUGACAAGCUCGAGCAGAGUGAAGUUUGUUUGGGCCGUGGAGGUUUUAUUGUCGCCGGUACUGAUCCACACGAGAAACGAACAGAAGACAAACUAGGAAAGGCAACAAAAGAUGCAUGCAAGACAACAAUUGAAGUUAUUCAUGGACUGAUGGCACAAAUGAUUAAGGAUAGACUUUUUAACAGUGUUAGUGGCAGACCAGCGCCUGCUACACCUAUGAUUGAAUGAAAUUUGAUUUUUAAAAUAUUUAUGUAACAUCUAACUGUAUGUAGCCCAGUCACAUGAAACAUAAAUCUUCUGAAAUUUUAAGUGUAAAAAAUAAAUCUUUUGAAAAUGUAAA
Melitaea cinxia (Glanville fritillary) is the source of this 1265-nucleotide messenger RNA. RefSeq names its product COP9 signalosome complex subunit 5 (gene CSN5). Gene Ontology annotation, biological process: protein deneddylation. The record is from RefSeq and is a predicted model, not a curated record. Bases 107 to 1153 code for a protein of 348 amino acids. The transcript has 6 exons. Gene Ontology annotation, molecular function: protein binding; metallopeptidase activity; deNEDDylase activity. Gene Ontology annotation, cellular component: cytoplasm; COP9 signalosome. Lineage: Eukaryota; Metazoa; Arthropoda; Insecta; Lepidoptera; Nymphalidae.